AUGGACGUUGACGAUGAUCAUAACAUGCUCGUCAGGGUUGCGGCCGGCGAGACGCUCGAGCUGGACGCCUGGCCUGCGCUGCAGAUUGAUAUUCUUGCGCGCCUAGACAAGAUUGCGCACACGGUAUUCACAAUCCCCGACCUGUCUCCGCCGCGCCAACUGCGACGGUCCCUUGAUAACGGCGAGUCCUCGUCCCCGUCGCCAAUCGCUGAGCCCUCUUCGCAAGAGGCCGACAAGGAGAAUGCGCCGGUUCGUACCGACGACGAGACAAAGAACGAGGGGGAAAAGGCCGACGAGACGCCUGAACAGCCCAGAGAAGCUACGGCGGCGGGCGGCGACGACACAGAUGCCGUCAUGGAAACGGGCAACGAGAACAGCACAGAGACGACAAACGAGGGAGCAACAACACAACCAAACACACAGCCAGAAACAUCCGCCGGCGAUCCCCCGUCAGGGUCGAUAGCGGCAGACCCCAGCAGCAGCAGCAGCAGCAGCAGCUUGCCAAAGCUCCCGGUCCAGCUCGCCGCCAUGCUCGGAGACAUCAAGAGCCACUUGCAGACCUUUGUUCACGCGCCGCCACAUACGCUACAGCGCCUGGCCGACCUCAUACUACGCCCGCGUGCGCACUACCGCGCCCUAGCUACGUACCUGCACGCGGUCGACCGCGUCGUGCAAGUCACCUCGGGGCUCAGCACGUACCCGCUGCCGCCCGCCAUUCCCGACAUGUCGUCGAUGCACAUCAACGGCGUCGACGGGAGCAAGGACCCCGCCGCGUCUGUGAGCUGGAGAACGGCGACCGUCGGCGCACACAGCACCGCCGCCAAUAGCACCCACGCGGCCGUGGGCUCCGACGAGGCGCUGGGCGGCGCCCUGCUGACGCCGAUUCCGUGGCUGACGCGGCGGAGCCCGGAGAGCGUCGACGCGGUGUCUACGAGUAGCGGCGGCGGUAGCACGGCCGGCGGGAGUAGCAGCGGCGGCGGUGGCGGUGGUGGUGGUGGUGGCAGUGGUGCGCUGAUUCACAGCGAGAGCACCGAGACGAUUGACGGGCCCAACGGUGUGGGUAGCAUCGAGACGGUAUCGGUGAGUGUCAACGGCGUGCCGUCGACGGGCCACGCGCGCGGCGUCACUCAGGGGGAGCUGCUGCGCCAGGAGCAGCGUGCCGGCGUCGUGCCCGUCAGUCAGCUAUCGCGUAACCACCACCAGCAGCAGCAGCAACAGCAACAACAGCAGCAGCAGCAGCAGCAGCAGCACGCCAUGCAGCACCACCCGCUCCAGUCGCAGCACGAGGCUGGCGUAUCGCGUGGCGACGAGCACGACGAUGGCGAGGAUGCCGCGGACGAGGAGGGGCAGCACCGACAGCAUCGCCCCGCCGCGGACGCGGAAGAAGGAGCAGAAGAAGAGGAAGAAGAACAAGAACAAGAAGAAGAGGUACCGCACGCCCGCGGGCCUGACGAGAUUGGCGUGGGCGAUACUGGUCCCCAGACCGUCACGACGAGCGCCAUGGGCGAGGGCGGCCUCGAGAUGCAGGGCAUCGACCUCGCCGCCGCCGUCGGCCGCCCGCCCGAGGAGGAAGAGCACCACCACACGGCGCAGGGGCGGAAGCGUACGCCAGAGGGCGAGGAGCGCGAGGAGAGGCGGGAAAACGAGGAAGAGACGGCGGCGGCGGCGCAGAGCCCCGAGGCUUUGGGGACGAAGCGCGAGGCAGAGGAAGCAGCCGCGGGGGAGCCGGCCAAGAAGCUCAAGGAGGAAUGA
This is a messenger RNA of Beauveria bassiana ARSEF 2860, 1752 nucleotides long. RefSeq lists its product as uncharacterized. The record is from RefSeq and is a predicted model, not a curated record. The transcript has 3 exons. NCBI's taxonomy places the organism in Eukaryota, Fungi, Ascomycota, Sordariomycetes, Hypocreales, Cordycipitaceae. The coding region runs from base 1 to 1752 and encodes 583 amino acids. Gene Ontology annotation, biological process: protein dephosphorylation. Gene Ontology annotation, molecular function: protein phosphatase regulator activity. Gene Ontology annotation, cellular component: nucleus; cytoplasm; protein phosphatase 4 complex.